This is a messenger RNA of Suillus paluster, 579 nucleotides long. RefSeq lists its product as uncharacterized. Bases 1 to 579 code for a protein of 192 amino acids. The transcript has 4 exons. The record is from RefSeq and is a predicted model, not a curated record. Lineage: Eukaryota; Fungi; Basidiomycota; Agaricomycetes; Boletales; Suillaceae.
AUGCACUCUCACCCCACAGUGCAAUUUACAGAACCACCAGUGACUGACAUCAUUGAAAUGGACAUCGACGACGGUGGUCAAGCACAAUUGUCAACAAGCUCAACAGAUCUGUGGAUGGGAGAGGAAUGGCCGAUGUUCGAUGACUUGUAUCUUGGGCUGGACGAUGAGGUGGAGUAUGAAUCCAUGCCCCUGCACAUCAGUCGGGAGCUAUAUCUCAGCCCGGAAGACGACUUCAAUGGUGGGAUUGGUGUGCCCGAGCCGUCCCACCGCGCAAGCAGUGAUCCCCCAGGCCAAGCCAUCAGUCCAGCACUGUACCUUGGGCCAGAAGAGAUGUCCGAUGAACCCAUGGAAUAUUUGAAUCCACCCAAUGCUGACUGCCUUCCGGCACCUCCAGUGCUCGACAACGAAGAGCUCCAAGCUAUGGUUCGGGAGUUCCGGCCUUUUGGGUCAUAUCAUGAUGUGGGAUCUCCUGGAGGCAGAGCGACCAUUUUGAACUGCUUGGGCAGAGACAUCCGACAAGCUGGCACGGGCCGAUCGGGAGCUUCGAAGGAUGCAGAGGGCCGAGUGGGCAAGCAUUGA